AUGAACUAUUUGGACUGUACAAUUCCAAUUGAUUCACCUUGGGUUCUAGUUCCAUAUUUAACUAAUAAUGAAUAUAAUUCAUACAAAAUUACCAAAAUAAAGGGUGCACUGACAAAUGUUAUUUAUAAACUAUCAAUAUUUGAUGAUGGCAUUUGCACAAAUUAUUUAGUCAGAAUUUUUGGUAGUAAAAUGAAUUCUUUGGUAGAUAGAGAAGACGAAUUGAAAAAUAUUCAAAAAGUUCCAGAAGAAGUUGGAUCGGUUAAAAUUUUACUACCAUUUAGAAAUGGUAGAGUAGAAAAGUUUUUAGAUGGAUUUAAAUCUUUGUCACAAAGAGAAAUGGUUAGUGAACCAUUUUUCAAAGUUAUUGCUCACAAAUUUUCCAUAUUACAUUUCCAGUCACCCAAACCUGAUAAAUCUGAUAUUAACAGAUUUAAAGAUGGUUUUGCAUGGACUAAGAUAGAACAAUGGCUUUCAAUUAUUGAAUCUCCAUUAACAAACGAUUGGUUACAAAGAAAUAAUGGAUAUAACCUUAAAACUUUUGUAUUAUCUAAAGAUUGGAGUAGAUUUAAAAAAAUAAUUGCAAAGUAUAAAGAAUGGGUUCUAUCAGAUUAUUCAAAUACUAAUAAUUCAAUAGUUUUUUGUCAUAAUGAUACUCAACAAGGCAAUAUAUUAGUAGAAAAGAAUACUUGUUAUAAUCAAGAACCUAACAUUAAGUUUAUUGAUUACGAAUAUUCUGGCCCAAAUUUUAUUGCUUUUGAUUUAUCUAAUUUCCUUACUGAAUGCAUGCAUGAUUACAAUGUUAAUUCAACACAAUCAUAUAGAUGUCUUAAGUCUAGGUAUCCAAGUCAAGAGAAGAUUUUAACAUUUUUAAGUAGUUAUUUAUGUCACAAAAAAGAUAAUAAAUCAAAAGAAACAAUUCGAGUUGAAGAAUUAAAAAUUUUGUAUAAUCAAGUAAUUAAAUGGAGAGGUGUUACUCAAUUGUUUUGGGCACUUUGGGCAAUUUUGCAAAGUGGUGGAUUAAUUAAUCCAAGCACUUGUAAUGAUAUGGACCAAAAUGAUGAAUAUGAUGUUGAAACAUUAUCUUCAGAUCUAAUUGAAGAAGAUAGUAAUAAUCAUUCCAAUUACAGUACCAGCGAAGUUUCUAACGAUAUUAAUAAGAAUGAUGACUAUUUCGAUUAUAUGAAUUUUUGUAAAGAUAAAUUAUCAUUCUUUUGGGGUGAUUUAAUUAAAUUCAGGAUCGCUACAAAAGAUGACUGCAUUAUGGAAGAUGUACAAUAUUUAGAUAUUAACUUAAUUCCGUAG
Molecule: messenger RNA, 1302 nt
Organism: Arxiozyma heterogenica
Lineage: Eukaryota; Fungi; Ascomycota; Saccharomycetes; Saccharomycetales; Saccharomycetaceae
Gene: EKI1
Product: bifunctional choline kinase/ethanolamine kinase EKI1
Exons: 1
Coding region: 1-1302 (433 amino acids)
Biological process (GO): phosphatidylethanolamine biosynthetic process; phosphatidylcholine biosynthetic process
Cellular component (GO): cytoplasm
Molecular function (GO): ethanolamine kinase activity; choline kinase activity
Source: RefSeq, a predicted model, not a curated record